AUGGGUGGCCUCUCUGUUCAGCACCCGUGGGCCUUUACCUUCGGCCUCCUAGGCAACGUCAUCUCCUUCAUGACCUACCUGGCCCCACUGCCGACGUUCUACAGGAUCUACAAGAACAAGUCGACGCAGGGCUUCCAGUCCGUCCCUUACGUGGUGGCGCUCUUCAGCGCCAUGCUGUGGAUCUACUACGCGCUGCUCAAGUCCGACGAGUACCUCCUCAUCACCAUCAAUUCAGCCGGCUGCGUCAUCGAGACCAUCUACAUCGUCCUCUACCUCGCCUACGCGCACAAGCAGGCCAGGAUCUUCACCGCCAAGAUCCUCCUCCUCCUCAACGUCGGCGUCUUCGGCCUCAUCCUCCUACUCACCCUGCUUCUCACGGCGGGUGAGAGGCGCAUCGUCAUGCUCGGGUGGGUCUGCGUCGGCUUCUCGGUCAGCGUCUUCGUCGCGCCCCUCAGCGUCAUCCGUCUUGUGGUGCGCACCCGAAGCGUGGAGUUCAUGCCCUUCUCCCUCUCCCUCUCCCUCACCGCCAGCGCAGUCGUCUGGUUCCUUUACGGCCUCCUCAUCAAGGACAAAUACGUCGCCCUGCCCAACAUUCUUGGGUUCGCCUUCGGGGUUAUCCAGAUGGGGCUCUACGCCCUCUACCGCAACGCUACGCCCAGGCCGGCGCCCAAGGAGGUGGAUGCCCCCGUGUCCGACGAUGGUGCCGUCAAGGCGACCGAGCACGUCGUCAACAUCUCUAAGCUCGGCCCGGCGGCGGCCGCCGUUGAGCUGCCCACGGUGAAGGAGGGGGCGGCCAAGAAGAGCGGCGUGGCCUCCGCCAGCGACGACUCCAAGGGGACACUCGAGAAGCUUGACAAGGCAAUCCAUGUCGAGCAAGUCUAG
Triticum turgidum subsp. durum (durum wheat) is the source of this 882-nucleotide messenger RNA. Lineage: Eukaryota; Viridiplantae; Streptophyta; Magnoliopsida; Poales; Poaceae. The record is from the annotation of a GenBank genome assembly.